Messenger RNA from Cheilinus undulatus (humphead wrasse), 1900 nucleotides. RefSeq names its product cerebral dopamine neurotrophic factor (gene cdnf). Gene Ontology annotation, biological process: neuron projection development; dopaminergic neuron differentiation. The record is from RefSeq and is a predicted model, not a curated record. Gene Ontology annotation, cellular component: endoplasmic reticulum. The transcript is spliced from 4 exons. Bases 38 to 556 code for a protein of 172 amino acids. Lineage: Eukaryota; Metazoa; Chordata; Actinopteri; Labriformes; Labridae.
CUGUUUCUGUGUGUCUGUGUUACUGACAUACGGUGAGAUGAGUGGUUUUCUCCUGCUGGUCGGUCUGCUGUCGGUUAGUGGAUUAUUUCCUGUUUCAGCAGAGAACUGUGAAGUGUGCGUUGGUUUCCUCCACAGACUCUACUCCUCUCUCACCUCCUCACACAGAGAUCUGACUCCUCAGCUGGUUGAAGAUCAGCUGAUCUGGACCUGCUCACAGAGCCUCGGCAAGGACGCACGUCUGUGUUACUACCUCGGAGCGAGCAGCGAUGCAGCGUCCCGGGUCAUGGCGUCCGUGUCUCGUCCUCUCUCCUCUCACGUCCCUGUUGAGAAAAUCUGCCAACGCCUGAACAGCAGAGACUCCCAGAUCUGCCAGCUGACCUACGAUCGUGUAGUGAGCGACGUGAGCAGCGACGCGCUGAUGAAGCUCAGAGUUUCUGAGUUGAAGAAGAUUUUGUCGACGUGGGGAGAGGAAUGUUUCGGCUGUUUGGAGAAACAUGAGUUUGUGAGUCUGAUCCAGGAGAAAGCUGCUGCACACACGGACCACGCUGACCUCUGAACUCGUACAACGGUGAUCUUGUUUGAAAAAUGAAACCAGUGAUGAAGUGUAAAAGCUGCAGUUCAUCCACUAGAGGCUUUGUGGACAAUCCACUCCUGUGUCAAAUGCCUAUUUUUACAGCAGAGAUAGACAUGUUUAUAGUUAUGGUUUACAGCAGUAAUAAACAUGAUUACAGACUGGUUCAAAAAACAUUAGUUCACGUCAUACUAGUGAUUGGUUGUCUUGCUUAUUUUAGUGAGACAAUGUCAAGUCACAACUACACAAGUUAAGACCGCAUGACAUCAAAGCAUGACAUCAUCUUUAAAUGAACAAAUGGAAUGUUUUUAGACUUUAAAUGGAUGACAUCUUCAAUGGCAGACAACAGAAUGUUGGUGAAGCUGGGGUUGUUGGGGGGCUUUUCCCCUCCAUUCAUUCAAAUAGUAGGCCAUAGUUGGCAACUUUUCAAAACUUUUCCAAAAGUUGCCAACAAAAGACAGUCAGCAUAAGGGAAAUAUUAUGGCUAUGUUUUCUCAUAAUGAUAAAGAGAUGAAGUAUGCUGAUUUUUUAUGACUUGUCUCGUCUGGGUGUGGCUGAUAAGACAAGGCAGUGUGUUGUUACUGUUUGUCCCAGGAGGAUUAAGCUCUGCCAGUCUGUUUCAAGGUUGAUCUUAAGUUUGUUUGAGACUGUUUUUCAACCUGGCAGCUGUGGAUUGGACUCAAAGAUAUCUUCAGUAACCCAACAACUGAUCAGACUGAUCAAUACUUUCUACUUUAAAUGACAAUCACUAAAGUGACCUCUGGACUCAUUAUUCACUCAAUGGUUACCGCUGGACUAUGAAACUUAAGACCUUUAACCUGCUGAUAAAUACUCUCCCAUAUUCUACAUGAGUUUCAGCUCUCCGUUGUAAUAACAUUAAUAGUUAAAUGGUUUUAUUUAUCAAAGAUUCACUGAUCAACCACCUCUCUGAACAGGAUGUCGGUCUUCCUAUGGACGUAUUUACAGGUGAACCACAAAUGUAUUGAUUUUGACUAUGACUUUAGUACUAAAAUCCCAAAGAGGCUGCACAGUGGAGCAGUGGUCAGCUCUGUCUCCUCAGUCAGAAGGUUCCUGGUUUGAUUCCUGGUUCUUAAGUCCGUCUGUGUGGAUGUUUUCCCUUUUACCUGAGUGGGCUCUCUCUGGGUUCCUGCCACAGUCACAAACAUGCUCGUUAAGCUAAUCAGUGGCUCUAAAUUGCCCAUAGGCGUGACCCUGUUUGCCUCAGUAAGUCAGCUCUGUGAUUGGCUGAUGACUACAGCAAAGAUGUCAGCGUGUUAAACGUGUUAACAUGACAAGCUGUGAUAAAUAAUAAACACAGAUAAUCAAAAA